ACUCGGAGAGAGAGGUUGUGUAGUUGGAGCGUUGUAGUUGUUGAGGAGCGCUAUUUCGAUUUUCAGUAUUUGUUGGGAAAGAGAAAGCAAGAAAGAUUAGAGUGAACCUGACGGACCAAGAAAGCUAGGGGUUUUUUUUUUCUUUUCUUUAAAAGCUUUUGAGGUUUGAAUGUUUGAUUCGAUCAGGUGAAGGACAGAUAAGGCAUCGCUUGUUGACGAGGACUUCUUUCUUUUUCUUCGAUUGAGGGUAGAUCCGGUGCAAUCUGGCGACGAAUAUGCUCGGUUUCCGCUUCGAUCUCUCUUUGGUGAAUCAGAAUUCGAUCUCUUGUCGAAUUUGUAGGCGUCAUUCGUUGAUUCCAUUGUGAUUUGGCUUCGGUCUAGGGGGAUUGUGACGUUUUUGACGCAGAAAAGAAGCUGACUUCGAGGGGGGAAACUAUUGGUUCCUGGGAAUUGGAUAAAUACUUUUUGGUUUCGGGAUAAUCUGAGGUUGAUCAGCGUCGGUGGAUUGGUUCGGAGGCAUGUAUAUUGAGGAAUUGAAGGAAGGGGAGUUGGAAAGUGGAGAGGAAGGGUUGGUUGCUGAUGCUCCCCGCAGCGGAAUUGCUGUUUUGGAUGCAAAAAGGGCUUUGAUUGGUGUUGGAGCUCGUUUUCUUUUCUACCCAACUCUGUUUUAUAACGUUGUCCGGAACAAGUGUCAGGCGGAAUUUCGUUGGUGGGAUAGGGUUGAUGAGUUUAUUUUGCUAGGUGCUGUUCCAUUUCCUACUGAUGUUCCCCGCCUGAAACAACUUGGUGUUUAUGGAGUGAUCACUCUAAAUGAGCCAUAUGAGACGUUGGUCCCCACUUCACUAUAUCGUGCUCAUGACAUUGAACAUUUGGUAAUUCCUACAAGAGAUUACCUUUUCGCUCCAUCAUUUGGAGAUAUAAGCAAAGCUGUAGACUUCAUACACAAGAAUGCUUCUUGUGGGAAAAAGACAUACGUUCACUGUAAAGCAGGCCGGGGACGUAGUACAACCAUUGUUCUUUGUUACCUGGUGCAGCACAAACAGAUGACUCCUGAUGCUGCAUACAAGUAUGUGAGAUCUAUUAGACCGAGGGUGCUCUUGGCAUCUUCACAGUGGCAGGCUGUUCAAGAGUACUACCAUCUCAGGGUGAAGAAAUCUUGUGGUGGCUCUCACUUCUUGUACAAUCCAAUCGUAAAUACAUUAGCAUCCCCAGCCUUGAGCAAGGACUUUGCAGCGUUUGAUGACGGCUCUGUAGUAGUCAUAACGGAAGCUGACCUUGAUGGAUAUGAUGAGAACCAUGACUCUAGUGUUGUUGGCAAUGAGGUGUGGGCAGAGCUGAACCUGGUCUAUAGGGUUCAGUUUGCUGGUCAGGCAGCCCUGGCAAGGCUUUCAUGUCUGUGGCUUCGAUGCCAUGCACAACCAAAAUUGGUGGGUGAGAAGCUCAGCAGGGAGAGCAGCUGUUCCAUGGUAGCUGAUAAAUUGCGAGGACUUGGUGUGGACAUCCGCGUUUAUUGAGAAGUGCUUCUGAAAGUGUAAAGAGAUUUCAUAAAAGGGUUUUUUUUUCUUUUUCUUUUUCUUCUUCAGGUUCUGUUUUAUUAGACGGGCAAAUAAUAAAGUCUUUCUGUAUUUAUUGUUAAUCCAAGACAUGGAAUCAAAGUCAGCUAUAGAUUGGCC
This is a messenger RNA of Telopea speciosissima, 1673 nucleotides long. Its product is annotated as phosphatidylglycerophosphate phosphatase PTPMT2-like. Gene Ontology annotation, molecular function: protein tyrosine/serine/threonine phosphatase activity; phosphatidylinositol-4,5-bisphosphate 5-phosphatase activity. NCBI's taxonomy places the organism in Eukaryota, Viridiplantae, Streptophyta, Magnoliopsida, Proteales, Proteaceae. The coding region runs from base 519 to 1514 and encodes 331 amino acids. The record is from RefSeq and is a predicted model, not a curated record. Gene Ontology annotation, biological process: protein dephosphorylation. The transcript has 7 exons.